GAAACUUCUUAUGAGGAGAAAACAAUUUCUUAUGCAGUAAAAUGCCUGGCUUUGUGUACCGUUAAUAACAGCAAUGCGAGAAUAUACGUUCAUUCGCAUGGUUUUGGAUUUCUUUUGCACUUGCUCUCUUUGAGUAAUGAAAUAAUCGUUGGAAAUACUGCUCUUAUUCUCAGCAAUUGUUUUGAAUUGGAUAAAUCCUUAGAUCAGCUGAUUGGUACUACAAUAAUUAAAGACUUGUUAACCUUGGUUACAAGAACCGAAUACGAUGUUGAAGUGAAACAGAAUGUGGCAAUUGCUAUUGCUAAAUUAGUAAAACGUGAUCGAAGAUUUUUAAGGCAUUUGACCGACCUCCACGGCGUAGAGAUUCUGAACUCAGUUUUGAAGACAAGCAACCUUUUGGGAUGACAAAAAAGUCAUCACACAUUUUUGAAACAAAGCAAAUUACAAUAGGUGCCCUGUUUUUGAUCUUUGUAUUUAUUUAUUCGGUGAAAUAAAAGUACAUAUCAUUGUGUAAUGGAUUCAUCGGAGGGUUCAACAGAGGACUUUGUAAGCCCUCUUCGUAAGAGUACACGAAAGAAGACCCAACCUGUUCUUUAUGGUCAUGGAGUGACAAUAUCCAGCCUAACCAGUCCACAAAGUUCUUCCUCUAAUGAUACCCAAAAAAUGGAUAUCACACAGACAUUUGAAGAAAACAAAAAUGACGAAAGCAGUGAUGAUGAUAUUCCAUUAAGCCAUUAUAGUCCACUUAAAGGAAAGAAGGGAAAUGCAAAGCAGUCAAAGAAAUUACCUGUAGCAAAGAAGGGCAGAACGAACAAGAACAAAAAUAAUGCAGCUCACGAAGAAAGCUUUCCAGAUAAAGGCUCAAUGUUUGAUAUCAUUAGAGGUGGAAGGGUUGUAUUGCAGACUGUAAUAGAUGACUGGAUUGAAAACUACAAUAAAGAUCGUAUAUCAGCUAUGGUCGAUUUGAUUCAAGUUGUUAUACAAUGUUGUGGUUGUAAAGGAGUUGUAACUGAAGACAUGCUUGAGGAAGAUGAAAAUGUUAAUGCAAUAAGAAAACUCACUGAAGUAUUUGACGAGGACUCUCAUGAGUAUCCAUUAAUUAUGUCUGGUGGGGGAUACAAACGAUUUAAGAACAAUUUUUGUGAUUUUAUCAGUUUGCUAAUUGAGCAAUGUCAGCAUAAUAUUGUUUACGAUGAUUACAUGUUGGAUAAACUCAUUACUUGGCUUAUCAGUCUGUCCGAUUCACAAGUAAGAGCGUUCAGACACACCAGCACCUUAGCAGGAAUGGUAUUGGUGGCCUCAUUGAUUCAAGUUGCUUUGAAAUUAAACGUGGAACUAGAUAAUACACAGCGACAACUUGACAGCGAAAAACGAAAAAGUGCACAAAAGCGUGGACAGCAGAAAAUGGAAAUGCUUCAAAAUAAGAAAGAACAGCUUACAGAGACUAUUCAGCAAUUGGAGGAGUAUAUGAACUAUGUUUUUCAAGGGAUAUUUGUGCAUCGCUACAGGGACAUACGACCUGAAAUCAGAUGUCUUUGUAUGACGGAGAUUGGCAAUUGGAUGAAAAAUUACAGCAACUAUUUUCUAUCUCAUAAGUAUUUGAAGUACGUUGUUUGGACUCUGCACGAUAAGGAAGGUGAAGUUCGUAACCAUGCCCUGGAAACUUUGUACAAGCUCUAUCAGGUGGAGGAAUUUCUUUCACAGUUGGAACCGUUGACGUCCAGAUUUAAGAAUCGGAUUGUUUCUAUGACACUUGAUGUAGCUCCGCCUGUUCAAGUUGUAGCCAUUAAGUUGGUGACAUUGUUAUUACGUUAUGGAGAGCUUGAAGAAGAAGAUUGCGAACAAGUGGAACAGUUAGUAUUUUGUAGCGAGCGUCUUGUUGCACAGGAAGCUGGUGCAUUCUUAAAUGCCAGGCUGUUAUUAGAAGUGGAAGCCAACAGUCCAACAAAAAAGAAAGCAUCGAAAAAAUCUGAGUUACAGCGCAAGGUAGAUUACAUCCGAAAGCUCACAGAUUUCUUUAUUAACAAUCAGAUUCAUGAUCAUGGAGCGUAUAUUGUUGAUAGCCUAUGGCAACAUUCCGAUCUUUUAAAGGAUUGGGAAUUGAUGAACUCAAUAUUGUUGGAUGAUAAAUUCAGCGAAAGUUUAUCUGACGACGAAGAAACAGCUUUGAUUGAACUCAUGGCAUGUUGUUGUCGUCAGGCAGCUACAGGAAAAGGACCUUCAGGUCGCUUUGUCAAACGACUCCUUAGCUCUAAAGAAAAGAAAGCAAUCGAAAUUGACAAACGUGAAAUGAGUGGUCAUUUUAUGGUACAACUCCCUUUGCUACUGGAGAAGUAUGGAACAGAUUUGCCCAAGGCAGAAAAUCUUGUUAUGAUUGCCCAGUAUUUUGAUUUGGAAGAAUAUAGUGAGAGACGUCUAGGCGAGCAUUUUGAUAAUCUUCUUGACCAAAUUGACGAUCUUGUUCAGAAAGCACCUGAAAAAGCAUUGCUAGAGGAAUGUGCUAAGACUUAUUUGAUGUUGAUGGACAAUGAACUCACAUUAAAGAGUCAAGCGGAGGUUGCACGUAAUAAACUGAUUGAUAAUAUUGUUGAAUUGUUCAAAGAAGCCUGUAAGAAUCCUAACGCACACGAUGCUAGUUCUGACAAAGGGGAACGCGGAAAUGAUGCUGACUAUACCUUACAAGUUAACUUGAGAAGAUUAACCGCUUUCUAUAGAAAUCAUGAUCUUGGAGCAUGGGAUCUUUAUGAUUGUCUCGUGGAAAUUCUUAGAAAUAUGAGCAGUCACGAUGAGGAGGUCAUUAUUAAUGUAAUAGUUUCCUUACAAAUGUAUCUGCUGUGGAGUCUUCAUUCAAUGACAGAAAAAAAUCCAAGCAAGCGUCAGCUGAAUAUUUUGAAACAACGUCUUUAUUCAUUCAUGGAUAUAUGCUGUUAUAUAGUCGAAAAUGAAGUGGGUGAAGUUAGAAAAGAGGCAUUUUUAUCUGCUACUGAUCUCAUGGUUGUAUUUGCAAAGCAGCUUGUUAAUAGUCAUCCUUCUCUGGCACCAGUUGUUUAUACACCUAGCGACGAGGCUCAAGAUAUCUACACUAGAUUUGCCGCAACUUACGCUUUCUCUGAUGUGAACCCUGAAAACGAAGAAGAAAAGGAGGAAGACGAUGAAAACACUGAGAAUGAGGUGCAAGAAUUGAGCAGUAAACGCGUUGUGUUGGCGGCAAUCUGCAAACUUCUUGCUUAUGGAAUGUUUGACAUGCAACAAAGCGCUCCUAUUUUUUCACAGCUUAUAUCGGCAUAUGGUGAUUUUGGUGAUCUUAUUAAACAAACAAUGUCGAAAUGUAAAGAACUCAGUAUCAACCACUACACAAGGACCCUGGCAUUAACAUUGUUCCAGGAAUAUGAAUUACUGGUUAAUGAAGCUGGCGAUGUUUUUGAUAAUACAUCAAUUGAAAGCACGGCGUUAAAAGAACUUGCAAGACGGUUUGUUGUGACCUAUGGUAUCGAUUUGACGAAAGAUUAUGUCCGAAAGGCUAUGAUAAACUUUCACAGGGAAGCCAUAUUACUUGGUUUUCAUGGAGAUGGCAACCAGCAUGAUGAGUCAUUUCCUAAAAGUGGAUUCUUUGAUAUUAUAAACGAAUGUGCUUCACGAUUGAUACCUGUAGACAAAAAGGCUGUGUUGAAGAUUCUCGAUACAGAGUUGCAAAAUAAGCAGUUGAAAGUAGAAGAAAUAGCAGAUGAUCCAGAACUAAAGUCAUUAUAUUUAUAUUACACGGUGAUGCUGAAUGGAAGUCAAGAAACAAAUGAAAAAGGAAAAAAGAAGGGCACGAUGACUCAAAAGGCACGAAGAAAACUAUCUCUUGAUGAUGCUAAACAGAAAGUCGCUGCUAAAAAAAGACUCGAAACAAGUAAGAAACCGUCAAAGGAAAAUGAGGCUGGUGAAGAAAUCGUUAGAGAGGAAGCUGCUUUGUUGCAUGAGAACCAGACAGAUAACAGUGUUUCAAAAAGGAAACGAGAUGAUGAAGAAGAUGAUAAUUUACCUGAUGAAGAAGAAAAUAGUGAUGAUGAUUUUCAGCAUUCCAGAAGUGCUAAAGGUCUUUCUCAGGCUUCUUGGACAGCAAGUCAACCAAAGAACAAACGCUCUGAGAGCUAUUCUCGAGUAACUUAUGACAGCAGAAGGAAAGAUCAAUCAUCUGUUGCACCAGUGAUUGAAGAUUCCGAAAGUGAAGAACUUUCUGACCGCGAUGGUCUAUCAAGUCCUUUGAAAUCAACUGAGCAACAGUCGAUUGAAACACCACCACGAAAAAGAUCGAAACGAGAUCUUCCUGACAAUAUCUUUGCUGAAGAAUCGUCUGCUGCUGAAUCUCUACAAGAAGAUGAUUUACCUAUUGGUAUCAAUAGAUCUUGAAGUUCGUGCAAGUUUUAUUUUUUACUUUUAUAAAAAAUUGUGAAAUUGUUGUAAUUUUUUCAAAAUUUGGUUGAUUUAAAGUAUAUAUUUUGUAUAGAAAUUGUUGGAAAAGUUUACAUUCCAGAGUUAGACGCGCGUUGCGACAAAAUGUCAAUAAAAUUAUUUCUUUAUGUAUUUAUCGCUAUAAUGGCUAUUCAUGUAAUUACAAUUACGUUUCCCGUCGAGAAAAUCUAAUUUAUCACAGUUAAAACCAGAGUUUUGAGUUGAAAAUAAUAGCUGUGUUCACUUUUUUAUGGAGUACAUUUA
This is a messenger RNA of Xenia sp. Carnegie-2017, 4701 nucleotides long. RefSeq names its product cohesin subunit SA-1-like. The transcript is spliced from 45 exons. Gene Ontology annotation, cellular component: nucleus; cohesin complex; chromatin. The record is from RefSeq and is a predicted model, not a curated record. The coding region runs from base 514 to 4395 and encodes 1293 amino acids. NCBI's taxonomy places the organism in Eukaryota, Metazoa, Cnidaria, Anthozoa, Malacalcyonacea, Xeniidae. Gene Ontology annotation, biological process: sister chromatid cohesion. Gene Ontology annotation, molecular function: chromatin binding.